Molecule: messenger RNA, 3664 nt
Organism: Haliotis rufescens (red abalone)
Lineage: Eukaryota; Metazoa; Mollusca; Gastropoda; Lepetellida; Haliotidae
Product: neurogenic differentiation factor 6-B-like
Exons: 2
Coding region: 354-1055 (233 amino acids)
Molecular function (GO): protein dimerization activity
Source: RefSeq, a predicted model, not a curated record
GCAACCUGUUGUUUCACUCCAAAAUGGUCCUUCUCAAUCGGUGUGACAUAAUUCCCGUUCUAACGUAGCUAACUCGAGCUGCUACCAGCCUUACUGAUUUGACGUCACAGCGAACGGGACAUGCGAUUGGCUUAUCGAAGCAGAGAGAUCGAUUAUUAAAAUAACACGGGCAAAAGCCGCGUAUUAACGGGAUAUGUGAGUGGCGUUGAAUCUGAGGCUUACACUGCUGUGAACGCAGCGAAGACAAGGCUGUGCGAACCAUCACUAGUAACUCUGGCUUACCCACACAUCCGGAAUACCAAGCGCUGGUCGAGGAUAUUGAGCGGACAUUUGACUUUCAUAAACCAGAGGUUAUGCGUUCUCGAGCGGAGGAAAUGAGUAGGAACAUAGAAUUAGGCAUGUCGGACGAUAUAGCGAGUGAAGAUUCUCUGUGGGGCAUCACAAGCUUAAAGAACCAGGACUUUGACAUGCGUAAACGAGGCACAAAGAGAGACAACCCAAGUUCGCCAUCAGAUUCCGGAAGUUCCACCAAUGAGGAGAUCGCUGAGAAGAAGCCGAGAAACACACGCAAAGCAGCGCGGAGGAAAAAGGGAGUUAGUGCCCGCGAAAGAAACCUGCGUCGUCUUGAGAGUAAUGAACGGGAAAGGAUGAGGAUGCACAGUCUCAAUGACGCAUUCGGAGAACUCCGGGAGGUCAUCCCCCACGUUCGUCUUGACCGGAAACUGUCGAAAAUCGAGACGCUGACUUUAGCGAAGAAUUAUAUCAAGGCUCUUACUAAUGUGAUUUGUGAAAUGCGUGGAGAAAAUCGCCCGUUCACAUUCGAGGAGACGGGGGUUGAGAGUAAGUUUAACGAUCUUGAAUAUGAGGAUGAGGAUGACGACAACAUGAGUAGUGUUAAUAGUGCAUCCGGUAAAACACGUUCAUGUAACGAGCUGGACACUGAACCCAUGCAGGGUAUGGACGGAGAUGUUGAUGUCUCAGACAAUGGCAAUUCGCAUGAACUACAGGAAGACGAUGAGCUAGAAAACGUCCACUUCCCUGUCACAGAAGUUUAAACUUUCAUCAUCAAAGUGAUUGGCCAGUGCCAUCGGCCGAACUAGCUCAUCCAACAUUGUGACUCUUCCAAAUAAAUCCUUUUUCAAAUCUGCUGGAGUACCUUUUUGUGAAAAUCAAAUGAGAUCAUCACGUGCCGGAGACAAAUUACAAGGGAGCUUCACGGUCCACAAGAUAGCUAACAGGAGCAUCGCGUUGUGGCGCGAGAGCAUCAUGUUGGUGAAAAUCAAACGGAGCAAUACCUUACCUAGACUCUAUCGUGUUACUCGUGACAUAAAAUACGCAGUAUAAAGGUAAGAGCUGCCAGAUGAGCUGCAAGAUGAGCUGCUGUGUGGGCAGCCAUCACAACGUGGACUCAAUUCAAAAUGGACAAAGCCUUUAUUUUGAAAAAGAAGAUCAUUGUUCAGAUUAUUUUUCAAAUACGCUAGUGUACAUUUAUCUAUGGAUAUUGUUUUGACCAAUUGUUAUUUUCAGAUAAGACGAUUGUAAGUAUUCUUUUUGUCUGUCUGGGAAAGGGCCACAGUAAUAUUAGAGGAUAUGUGCAUUGGCAUUGCCUUUCAAAAUGCAUGCAUUUCAUUCAUUGUUUGUAGCUUACGCUUUUCAUAAUAGAAUUUUAAUCAUAAAAUCUCCUGUCAUUCCAUCGGUAUGUUCACCUCGUUUUGAAAUGCCUGGGUCAUAAUUGACAAAAGAAGUCAUUUAUUUUUUCAGCAUAUUUUCAGAUUACAUUUCAGUGUAUAAGAGUGGGUUAGGAUCCAAUGUUGUGUAUAUUUGAAACUGACAACUGUUGUACAUUUCAAUACUCAUGUUUGUAAGAUAAUUCUUAGAUUACCUUGUAGUAUUGCCAUCAUCAUAACCACUGUCGUUCUAACUCUUCGACUCUCGUUCUUUCAGCAAUGAGUACAUGUUCAUAAAUACAGGUCAUAUAACUUAUUUCCAUUAUAAAAUAAUGUAUACGACACUGACAUAAGGGAGUUAACUCUGCUCACCUCAUCUGGUGCCCCUAUAACAUCGUUAUCUUUGAACUUGGUGUCUAUUCCAAUCAGAUGAAUAUAUUUAUUGAAUCUAUUCUUUUACUCAAUAAAACGAAACUAUUUUGUUAAAGUGUUGUCUUAGAGUCGUUGUAUAAGGCCACAAGAAAUUCAUUUUCUUUAUGGUUCGUUAAAUGAGGAAUGGUUUUAACAUAAUUAUUCCCAAGAUUUUUUAUGUUUUCUCACAUGAUAUGUUAAUGUCCCAUAAACUAAUAGAUGAUCUACAUGGAUCAUCAAUGAUUCGAUAAUACUGGGCUUAAGGCUUUGUCUUUGUGCUGAGAUUUGUUUUGAUCUUGCAUAUUUUUACAUCUCUAUAUUUGGCUAAUUCAGUUGCUCAAAAUACGAAUACCUGGUCAGAAAUUAACUACCAAAAAGGGGAUGGCGAGAUUUAAAAAAAUAACUGAUGUAUUUGUUGUGGCCUAAUCAAUUGUUUCAAACCUAUAACGUCCUGCAUAAAAACAAGACACUAGUAAUAGUAGUUUUGGUUCACCUUUGGAUCAUGAAACAAUGGUGGCAUCUCCUCGUGGUGCACUGACGAAUCACAUUCCGAUAAGCUCCGAAAUCAUUAAGGUCACAAAAUCAAUAGAAUAUAAUCUGAUGCUCCAUAACGGGUUCUUGCUGGAGACUGUAGUCAAUUUCGACGCUGAGUCUGGUCACGCUGUUUUUUAACUCUCUUCCAAUUUCUCUACAUCAGACACCAGGCUUCAUACAAGCCGGAACGCCACUUCUCUCAAUAAGUUAUAAUGAAGUUCUAGAACCACAUUUCUGAAACUGAUAUAUGCUGGAAACAAUGCCGAUGUGUAUGAAGCGAAAAGAUUUUAAGUUUUCAAGCUUCUUAAUACAUAUUGAUUUGAUAAAACCAGCCAAGUUAUUUACUUUGAUGAUCAAGUUUUUAAAAUGUUCUUUGAAAAGAAACCUAUGUCUCAAUAUCCGUUCGAAGCUAAUCUGAUAUAGCCUUUUAUCUCAGCCGUGGAACACUUUCAGGAUUAUUAUUCAGUCUUCCCCACGCUGUGAUAACGAAGUAAACUGUCGUUUCCAAUCACGUCUCCCGAUACUGGAACUAUUUUUUUAUUCAAGAUCAUUAGUUUCAGUUUCUUAAAGAAGAAAGAGACAGUGUUUCAGGAUGAAAGAUGAAAAACAAUCGUUCAAUCCAUAGCAAUAAGAAAUUAUUCUGAUUUGGGUUUCAAUAAUUUUAUUAUACUCUUUCGAACGAAGGCUUUAAUCAAUAUGAUUUAUUAUUAGUUUUCUUCCCACUACUAUAUUCCCACAGGCUUACGUCUUAUCGUAUUGUGACAAAUUACUGGGUUGUUGCAGCCACGAACUAUGUUCACCGUCCUCAAACAUCCCCAAGGCCACAGAAUCUCAUAACACAUUUAUGAUUCAUUUUAAGACAAGAUUAUGUCCCUUUUACUAUCAGACUUGUCGUGUCUUAAGACGUUCCGGCGUUUUAAUAGACUUUCAUAGGUACAAGCUUAGUCGUGUUUCUAAGGCCUACGUGUGACUCUUCGAGGACUAUAAUUACAUGCUAUUACCCAUACAACAACUUCCACUUCUUUACAUAGCCAUUGUACGUCAGACGUAAA